AACGGCAAAAACACAAAACAAACCAAACAAACAAAAAAACGGUGUGAAGAUUGAUGUUCUCAAGGAAAUGACAGAGGAAUUUAUAGAUAUUUGAAUUUGUAAAGGAUUUUAGACUUUUUUGUCUGGAAAUAAGACCAGAUUUAAAGAUAACAUCUCCCCUUGUUCUUCAAUCAGCUUAUCUAUCUCUGGAAAGGCAUAACAAGAGUCUAAGUUUGAGGCAUUUUGUGACACUGGGGCCUGGACAAAUGGCUUUUCUGGAAGGGAGAAGGCCCCAAACAAACAUGGAGCGGGCUGUUUCUCCACCAUCUCUAGGUGGUGUUUGGCUUAUAUAGCAAGGCUCUUUCCCCUUCUAAGAUCACAUCAUCUAGGGAGGGCUUUUGCACAAACAAAUUUAUCCAGGCUGCUGCAGCAGUAGCAAAAAUGCAUCGGUGAGAGCCUGACAAAUAAGGCGAAGGCCAAAGGAGCCACCGCUGACCCUGAGGGCCUGAAAUUAGCCAGCAAACACCAGCAUGCCUGAACAGGUUUUGUAGCCAAGUGCUCUGAUAGGUCAGUGCCUCUGUCCAGUCGCUAAAUACUUGCAACAUUACUCCUCUGGCUGGUGAGAUUACCAGCAAGACCCGAGGUGGUGGCAUUCAUGGCAACAAGACUGGUGGCAGCUGAUAGGACCUGUGGGCCCUCAGGUUGCGGCAUGUUUACUCUCCUAUCAUCUGUCACGGCUGCUGUCAGCGGCUUCCUGGUGGGAUAUGAACUUGGGCUCAUCUCUGGGGCUCUCCUGCAGAUAAGAACCUUGUUGGCCCUGACCUGCCACGAGCAGGAGAUGGUGGUGAGCUCCCUCCUCAUCGGGGCCUUACUGGCCUCUCUUGUCGGAGGGGUCGUGAUUGACAGGUACGGAAGAAGGGCUGCCAUCAUCCUGUCGUCCUGCCUGCUUGGAGUUGGAAGCCUGGUCUUGAUCGUCACUUUGUCUUAUGCGGCUCUCAUAGUGGGACGCAUUGCCAUAGGGGUUUCCAUUUCACUCUCUUCCAUCGCUACCUGCGUCUACAUCGCAGAGAUUGCUCCCCAACACCGACGAGGGCUUCUCGUGUCACUGAACGAGCUGAUGAUUGUCAUUGGCAUUCUUUUCGCCUAUGUUUCGAAUUACACAUUUGCCAACAUUUCCCACGGCUGGAAGUACAUGUUCGGUCUCGUUAUCCCCUUGGGAGUUUUGCAAGCCAUUGCCAUGUACUUUCUUCCUCCAAGUCCUCGGUUUCUGGUGAUGAAGGGACAGGAGGAAGCUGCUAGCAAGGUUCUCGGAAAGUUGAGGGCCGUCUCCGAUCCAACGGAAGAGCUCACGGCGAUAAAAUCUUCCCUGAAAGAUGAAUAUCAGUACAGUUUUUGGGAUCUCUUCCGGUCAAAGGACAACAUGAGGACUCGAAUCAUGAUAGGCUUGACACUGGUGUUUUUUGUACAAAUCACGGGCCAGCCAAACAUAUUAUUUUAUGCAUCCACUGUUUUAAAGUCUGUUGGCUUCCAGAGCAAUGAGGCAGCUAGCCUCGCCUCCACGGGGGUUGGGGUGGUCAAGGUCAUUGGCACCAUCCCUGCCACCCUUCUUGUAGACCACGUGGGGAGCAAAACCUUCCUCUGUGUUGGCUCCUCUGUGAUGGCAGUUUCCUUGGUGACCAUGGGCAUCGUGAACCUCAACAUCCACAUGAAUGUCACCAAUAUCUGCAGAAACUAUGGUCCUAUCAACCAGUCCCUGGAUGAGUCUGUGUUUUAUGGACCAGGUAACCUGUCAGCCAGCAAUGACACUCUUAGAGAAUCCUUUAAAGGAAUGACUUCCCAUGGCAGAAGCUCAGUAAUGCCCGUAAGAAACGACAUGGAUAAGAGAAGAGAAAUGACCUCGGCAUCCUUACCAAAGGCUGGACCAAGCCAAACUGAAUACCAGGUGGUCACAGACCCUGAGGACGUGCCAGCUUUUUUGAAAUGGCUGUCCUUGGCCAGCUUGCUUGUUUAUGUUGCCGCAUUUUCAAUCAGCCUAGGACCAAUGCCCUGGCUGGUGUUGAGCGAGAUCUUUCCCGCUGGAAUUCGAGGACGAGCCAUGGCUCUAACUUCCAGCAUGAACUGGGCUAUCAAUCUCCUCAUCUCUCUGACGUUUUUGACCGUGACUGAUCUCAUUGGCCUGCCAUGGGUGUGCUUUAUUUAUACAAUCAUGAGUCUAGCAGCUCUGGUUUUUGUGCUCGUGUUUAUUCCCGAGACAAAGGGAUGCUCUUUGGAACAAAUAUCAAUGGAACUAGCAAAAGAGAACUAUGUGAAAAACAACAUUUGUUUUAUGAGUCAUCACCAAGAGGAAUUAGUGCCAAAACAGCUUCAAAAAAGAAAACCCCAAGAACAGUUCUUGGAGUCUAAGAAGCUGCGGGGUAGGGGACAACCAAGGCAGCUUUCUCCGGAGACCUAGCAGCUGCAAAACCUCACAGAUGUUGAUACAGUGUACGAACACUUAGAGUGUCUUCCCACCAUACACAGUUGCCACUCGUUCUACCCCCCAAAAGGUAGAUGAGGUACAAGGUCCCAAGUGAUCUCUUUCCUACUGAGCAGAAUACCAGGUUAAAAAUAUUAGCUGGUUCACCAUCUACCACCUUUUUCACAGAGGAGCCUUUGAAAGACCAUGAACUAGUGAUGCCAUCAACUUUUACCUUAAGGCAUGUAUGCACAGAGGCCAGUGGCGGCUUUGUUUUUCAGACACAGAAGUGGUCUGAUCACAGGCUUACAGUUUUUGGCCUACUGAGACACACCUUGCACUGGGUCAUGUGCAAAAAAGAACCCAAGACAUAAUGUGGAUGACUGCACACAUAUUCUAGGUUAGGACAGGGUUCUGGUUAGGAUUCUAGUGAUAAUUUCUAACUACAAACAAGUAUAAAGAUUAUAUGACGUAUUUUAUGAAUUAUAAACUACAAUGUAAUGCAAAAGAUCCUUUUUGAUGUUAGUAUUAUAAAAUAAACAAUUAUGCAAUAGGAGAAAAGUAAGCAUUUUUUCCAUCCAUUUUUAAGUAUGAACAGAGAGGACAAUUUGAAAAUCCUGGGACCAUAUUUGUUUAGAAAUAGCUGUUAGGCAAACAUGAGCAAAGGAGUCAGGCCAUUAGGGUAUUAUUUAGCCAAAUCUGUAUGUAAUUAGGUUCAAGUUACUAAGCUUAUACAAUUCUCUCUUUGUAAGGUUUUCAUGAUAACCUCACAGUGGUCCAUAGUUUCUUACAAUUCUUUGCAGUCCUCAGGGAUAUCACUACCUCAGGUUAAGGCAUACAGGCUAUAUAUAAUCUAUGCUGACCUUCAGAUGCCUGCAGACAUAAUAAAUGACAUCCAGACAUCGGGCCAGUUCCCUCACUAUGCUCUUCUCUAUGAUGAAACACAGAUCACCAACUGCGCCAGACAUUUGGGUUUCACCUACACAAUGGAUUGCUCUCUUCUGCAUUUCUCCAGUUGAGUUUUGAGACUUGGGGAGGCAUUUUACCAGUAGAAUUUGGAUGCAAUGAUAGAAAAUCUACAAUAAAGGAUCUCAAACCACUUAUGUAGUAACCCAUUAAAUUACAGUAUUAUUAGCUAUGGGAGACACACACAAAAAAAGGAUUGAGCAACCGAACUUUAAAAAGAAUACAAAAAUGAUUACCUUAAAGAAGAGAAUCCUAAGAGUCAAAAACUUUUUGUUUGACUUGAAAUCUUUCUAUUGGCCUUUAACAGUGUCCUAGUUUGAUAUGAUCUACUGCAUUCCCUGAAAAUGAAGAGGUUUCAAGACUACAGUCUAUGUAAGUGAUAGUAAAACUGUAUUAUCAGAAACUCAGGAGACUAGACGACCAGGUUCUGAGACAUACUAUCUAAAUUAAAAUUGGCAGGGCAAGUUUUAAGGAGCUUUGUCAUCUGCACUCUGUAUGAUUCAUUUCAGAUGCAAGUCAGAGCACGCACUGCUUUGUUCAUGUGUUUUAGAGGGAGUAGGCAAAGUAUGCUCUGUAGAGGAUCAAUUUAAGAAAUUUAUUAUACCACUUUCAGUGGAAUUAUAUGCUGAGAUUUUAAAAAGGCAGGACAGGUAAUCAUAUGAAUUUUCUUCUUUGUCAAGCAUCACGGAUUGAGAGAUGUUUAACAAAACUGUUACAUGUUUCGCUGUGUGGUUCAAACACAGUAUAUACUUUAGUUAUUUCUUGGUUUAGUCAUGCAUGUGAAUGAGCAGGAAAUUGUUUAGGAACCUGGUAGGUUUAUCACUAAGUGAUUUCAACUUCGGUAUCUUAAACGCUCUCAUGAUUUUCUUAUUAUCCAGCCUUUAAUGAAACAAAUAUAUUUUCAAGCUAAUUUUUACCCGACACGCCCAAUUAGAGCUUUUUGACUUUCAAAAAUAAGAAAGGGGGAAUACAUAGUUUGUAUGUACAUAUUCACAGUUUUUAUUUGUUAAAAAAUGUACAGCACUUGGGAAAAGCCAGAAGACAUCAGACACGCUCAUUUCUUACCAGCUUUGUUAAAUGUAAAAGGUCACCCAAGACACUGUGCCAGGCGAUACUUGAGCAGCAGCCCUGAAACCAGACCUGCUCUGAUUGUCUUUCUUCCUCUUUUCUGAGAAAGCAUUUUGAUGAGCUACUGACCUACCUAGUAUUCAAGUCACUCAAUACUGAAAAAUGUUACAAUACCUGGAUCUGCACCUUGGCUAUAUAAUCAUGUUUUUUUCCUCCCUUUUUCAACUUCUUUUUUUUGUGUGUGAAUAUUGCAAAUCAGGAGAUCAGUUAUCACUGUUAAUUAAAUCUAAGUGGAAAACCUCAAGUUUUUGAAAAACGCCUGCCCAGAACCGUAACUUUCAUCAAAUUUUAUUCUGUAUAUUUUAGGAGGGUGCCUAGCCUACUGGAUCUUAAAAUGAAACAAAUAAACAACAAUGUAAAAAAUGAGAACGGAAGUCUGAAAAUCACAAUUAAGUCUUUCCCAAGAAAUAAUAUAAAAGUUAGCCUUUGCCCCCCACUUAUGAAAGCAGGGGAAGGCAUCGAGAAGAAAAAAGAUAAAAUAAACAUAAAAUAAUUUUUACUGUUCAGUGCAGUUUUCAGGAUUUUAGAAUAGGGUAAGGAAAAUGUACUGGAAUAUGGGAAGUUAAGAUGUUCCAAUUGUUCACAACGGUUUCAAAACACUUUGGAAGUUCAAAGUUUUAGUGGAAGAUUAUGUUGUAGUAUUACCUCUAUUAAUUUUAACUGAAGCUAAUAUGAUUCCACUCAGCCUUAGUUCUAGGUAAAAUCCUUGUUAGUUAUACUAAACUCCUAAAGGCAAAUGGCAGAGCGCUAAUGCAGCUUGAGCCUGUGUUACUACUCCUGGGCUCAUGGGUGAGCCAGAGAGCCACUUUUUCAAUAAUGCAUAUUUAUUACAGCUUUAAGAGUAGCCAUUCCAUAUACUGAGUAGUUGCUCUUUAGCUUCAUUAAAUAAGACACAACAAGGGGAAAGACUUUUAUCUCACAAAAUGGCUUUCAAGUUCAAGUUGAACUACAGGAUAAUUAUACUGUGGCACAGGGGCAGCUUUUGGGCACUUCUUGCUACAACAGCACAAUGCUUCAACUUCUGACAAGACUCUUAGCAUAGCCUUGAGUACCAACCGAAGAUGUUGACUUUCCUGCAACCAGCGUUGUCUUUCCAGAAUAACAAAGGUACAAAUGAGGUACAACCCAUCACAGCUUCCUUCUCAUAUUCAUCUUGUAAGUAAGAGGAUUCUCUUUUAAAAACUACAAUUCUGCAACUUUUAAAAGAUUGUUAACGUCUUCUAUCAUGUUAAAUUAGCAACAUAAAACAUUACACUUAAACUAUAAAGUUCUACUCUGGUUCUCUAGGAUUUAUAUACAUGUUUUUACUUCUAAUCUGCAAGAAAAAAAAUUCCUAUUUGAUAUUUGGUAACAGAGAAUUAAAAGAUACUUUACACAUGUGGCAUAUAUAUAUUUACAAAAUACACUUCAAAAAGAAGCCAACACACUUUAGCAAAAGUCUAAGCUUGCAUAGAUUAAAAAAAAAUUAUGAAUACAAUUUUUGUUAAAAUAGAAAAUGGGGAAUAAAAGUUAUAGAAUGGAUAUGAAGAGAGAUCUUUUCCAAACUUUUAUUUGUGCACAUUCAAUUGAAAAAGAUAACUUUUACAGGUUCUUUGGUGCCCAUAUUAGCAUACAAAAAUGUAAAAGACUAUUCACAAAUAAAACACGUUAGCUCAAACUGGAAAAAAAA
Messenger RNA from Sus scrofa (pig), 6197 nucleotides. Lineage: Eukaryota; Metazoa; Chordata; Mammalia; Artiodactyla; Suidae. The record is from RefSeq and is a predicted model, not a curated record.